Molecule: messenger RNA, 1389 nt
Organism: Acanthochromis polyacanthus (spiny chromis)
Lineage: Eukaryota; Metazoa; Chordata; Actinopteri; Pomacentridae
Product: mucin-19-like
Exons: 4
Coding region: 1-1389 (462 amino acids)
Source: RefSeq, a predicted model, not a curated record
AUGGCAAAGCUGCUGAUCUUUGUUCUGUUUGUUGCCUCAUGUAACGGACAGACAACCACAACUGCUUCAACUACAGCUCCAACUGCUGCAACAACCACUGCUGGGGCAACAACUGCUGCAACAACUGCUGCUGGGGCAACAACUGCUGCUGGGGCAACAACUGCUGCUGGGGCAACAACUGCUGCAACCGCCGCUGCUGAGGCAACAACUGCUGCUGGGGCAACAACUGCUGCAACCACCGCUGCUGAGGCAACAACUGCUGCUGGGGCAACAACUGCUGUUGGGGGAACAACCGCUGCUGGGGCAACAACCGCUGCUGGGGCAACAACUGCUGCAACCACUGCUACUGGGGCAACAACUGCUGCUGGGGCAACAACUGCUGCAACCACCACUGCUGGUGCAACAACUGCUGCUGGGGCAACAACUGCUGUUGGGGGAACAACCGCUGCUGGGGCAACAACCGCUGCUGGGGCAACAACUGCUGCAACCACUGCUACUGGGGCAACAACUGCUGCUGGGGCAACAACCACUGCUGGGGCAACAACCGCUGCUGGGGGAACCACUGCUGCUGGGGCAACAACUGCUGCAACCCCUGCUGCUGGGACAACAACUGCUGCUGGGGCAACAACCGCUGCUGGGGCAACAACUGCUGCAACCACCGCUGGUGGGGCAACAACUACUGCUGGAGCAACAACUGCUGCUGGGGCAACAACUGCUGCUGGGGCAACAACUGCUGCAACCACCGCUGCUGGGGCAACAACUGCUGCUGGGGCAACAACUGCUGCAACCACCGCUGCUGGGGCAACCACUACUGCUGGGGCAACCACCACUGCUGGUGCAACAACUGCUGCUGGGGCAACAACUGCUGUUGGGGGAACAACCGCUGCUGGGGCAACAACCGCUGCUGGGGCAACAACUGCUGCAACCACUGCUACUGGGGCAACAACUGCUGCUGGGGCAACAACCACUGCUGGGGCAACAACCGCUGCUGGGGCAACAACCACUGCUGGGGCAACAACUGCUGCAACCACUGCUGCUGGGGCAACAACCGCUGCUGGGGCAACAACUGCUGCAACCACCACUGCUGGGGCAACAACUGCUGCAACCACCACUGCUGAGGCAACCACUACUGCUGGGGCAACAACCGCUGCUGGGGCAACAACCACUGCUGGGGCAACAACUGCUGCAACAACCACUGCUGGGGCAACAACUGCUGCAACCACCACUGCUGAGGCAACCACUACUGCUGGGGCAACAACCGCUGCUGGGGCAACAACCACUGCUGGGGCAACAACUGCUGCAACCACCACUGCUGGGGCAGCAACUGCUGCCGGGUUUAGUCUUGUUGCCAUGGUUACAGGUUUCCAGCUGAUCCUCCUGGAGAUGUAA